GGCCAAGGCCCAGCGAGCCCGGGGUAUAAAGGAGGCCCCAGGUGCACGCGGCACGGGGCGCCACCGUCACCAUGGAGCCGUCUGCGAUGCCGCUAUUGCUGCUUCUGCUGCUGCUCCCCGCGCAGAAGGCGCAGGGGUCACCACGCGCUCCUGAGACGCGCGACCAGCUCUGCGGCCGCCACCUCCUGCGCGCGCUGGUGCGCGUGUGCGGGGGCCCGCGCUGGUCCCGCGAGGCUGCAGAGCCCGCGACCGGAGGCGAGCGUGAACACCUGCGACAUCUCCCCUGGCUGGUGGCAGACGGGGACCCUGCGCUGGGCCCUGACCUGCAGCUGCUGUCCCCGACUUUGCAGCAGGAUCGUCGCAGCCGCCGGGAGGCACAGGCCCCCAGCCCCGCGCAGCACUGCUGCCUCUCCGGCUGCUCCCACCAAGACCUGCUGAGCCUCUGUCCCCGCUGACGCCUCCCUGGGCGCGGCCUCAGGGCUGGGGAGCCCCUGGAGGCCGUUGUCGCCUCUUGGGCACUGGGCACUAGCACGACUCUGCCCUCCUGCCACUUGGAAUUCCCCCCACCC
Molecule: messenger RNA, 569 nt
Organism: Cavia porcellus (domestic guinea pig)
Lineage: Eukaryota; Metazoa; Chordata; Mammalia; Rodentia; Caviidae
Gene: Insl3
Product: insulin like 3
Exons: 2
Coding region: 72-455 (127 amino acids)
Biological process (GO): adenylate cyclase-inhibiting G protein-coupled receptor signaling pathway
Cellular component (GO): extracellular region
Molecular function (GO): hormone activity; G protein-coupled receptor binding
Source: RefSeq, a predicted model, not a curated record